Messenger RNA from Drosophila arizonae, 714 nucleotides. RefSeq lists its product as uncharacterized. Lineage: Eukaryota; Metazoa; Arthropoda; Insecta; Diptera; Drosophilidae. Gene Ontology annotation, molecular function: long-chain fatty acid-CoA ligase activity. Gene Ontology annotation, biological process: long-chain fatty acid metabolic process; fatty-acyl-CoA biosynthetic process. The record is from RefSeq and is a predicted model, not a curated record.
AUGAACUACGGCGGGAGUAUUGCUUCCGAUGCGACUCURAAGCGCAUGAGGGAAUUGUGCAAGAAUGCGACGUUCAACUCAGCCUACGCGAUGACCGAAGUGGGAGUGAUAACCCUUAACCUAGGUGUGCAGAAUGCAUCAGCUGCUGGCAAGCCUAUGCCUGGUAUGAAAAUACGGAUCGUGGAUGACGACGGAAAAAACCUGGCUCACAAUGAGGUCGGCGAGAUCCUUGUGCACACAGGCAUGCACUGGAAUGGCUACUAUGACAAUCCCGAGGCCACAAGCCAAAUUCUGGACAGUGAUGGCUGGAUCCAUAGCGGGGAUAUAGGCUACUUCAGUGACGAGAACUUGCUGUAUAUAGUUGACCGUAAGAAAGAAGUUCUCAAGUAUAAGGGCAUUCACUACUGGCCUACUGAAAUCGAGAAUGUGAUCAAGGAGCUCCCGCAGGUGCGUGACGUCUGUGUUGUGGGUAUCCCUGAUGAAUUGCUUGGUGAUGCAGCGGCUGCAUUGGUGAUGAAGGUACCAGGCUGCAACAUCGCUGAACAAGAAAUCGUGGAUCAUGUGGCCAAGCGUCUACCGACCAUAAAUAAGCAGCUGCAUGGAGGCGUUCGAUUCACUGAUAGGCUGCCCUUCAAUAACAAUGGCAAGGUCAUGCGAAAGGUGGUCCGCGAGCUCUUUGCUUCCAUUGGUGAGAAUCCAUCCAAAACGAACUAA